AUGGCUGCAGCAUUCGUUGCCUCAAGCAUUAUGAUGAAUGCGUACCCGAAAAAGAUGCAUCCUGGAGUGAGGAUUAUAGGCAUUGAUGGUGGUGGUGCGCGAGGUGUGACGCCCCUCGAGUUUCUAGGUGAAUUACAGAAGUUACUUGGAGAUUGUCCAAUCCACGACAUGAUUGAUCUUGCAGUUGGUACAAGCUCAGGGGGGCUGACUGUACUGGCAAAAUUCCACCAAAAGUGGCCUGUCUCAUAUUGUGCUAAUGUAUUCGAGACUCUUGCCCGCCGAUGUUUUUCAACAUCUGGAUCCGCAUUAGGUCGAUUGAAAGCAGUGAUUAAGUACAUAACUAGCGAUGCAAUGUACGACGAGCGAUUUCUGGAAGGUGCUCUUCAAGAGAACUUGCCAGGACAAUUAUUCGGUUACGUCCCUGGCAUAGUAUCUGGGACAAAGGUAGCACUUACUGCGACGUCUGGAGGGAAUGUACGUUCAAUAUUCACAAACUACAACGGUUCAGCACAACCGACGGGGUAUACAGUGGUUCGACCUGAAAACAAUGAUGACGAAGCUUUGCUAUGGCAAGCAGCUCGUGCAACAACAGCAGCCCCUAUUUUCUUUAAACCAAUUACAGUUGCCAGUCAAGAGUUUUGGGAUGGUGGGCUUGGCUUCCCCAACCCGAUUGAACUCGCAAUGUGGGAGUCUUCCCGUAUUUGGGGCAAAAAUAUAUCCCACGAUGUCACCAUCUCUCUAGGGACGGGAGAGGCCUCUAAAGGCCUACCUAAGAGAAAGACCCACUCCCUACAGAGGUUAUGGACUUCUUUUAUGGACUUCCUUGAUGGACAUACUAAAUAUGGUGAUAUCAGAAAUGGGUUGGAUGAGCAACGCAGGCAAGACUUCUUUCGUUUGAAUACUGAACUACCAUACCCAAUUCGGCUGGACGAUGUUCAAAGUAUACCGCUACAGAAAGAGCAGAUACAUUUACGCCCACAAGGUCAGCUUAUUGAAGUUGCAACAGCGCUAUUAGUUUCCAACUUCUACUUCCAACUCGAUACUUCGCCUACCUAUGAUGGAGGCUUUUACCUAUGUGAAGGCUCAAUCCGGUGUCGCGGUGUCUAUAAAGACAUAUUCAACGCUCUCAUUACUCUAUAUCAGCCAAAGUUGGAGUUUGUUACUGCGAACGAGACCCUCGCCUCACUGGAUCUACAAGAGGAUCAGCUUACUGGAGGCUUGAGAUCUGGUAACCAGGUCGUUAAGCUACCAGAUUGUGACUUGGUAGUCAAGUUCGGCCAGUUUGUCUCCUCCCACGAGGCAAAGAAUCAGCAAAAAGCAUACGACAUAAUUGAUCCUGGUAUAGUUAAAGUCCCUUCGGUCCAUGCCUUUUUUGAGGACGAUGAGGGUUGGGGCUACAUAAUAUCGGAUUUUAUUCAGGGCAAGAUUAUCGAUCCUCUUUCAGACUCUCACAUUCAAAGACUCGCUCAAAUUCUUGAGUAUUUUCACUCUAUUACCGCCGAUAGAGCUGGUAGCCUAGGUGGUGGCCCUUCAAUCGGCUUACUCUGGCCAGAUACAAAUGAUCUGACCAUUAGCAAUGUUCAGCAAGUGGAAGAAUGGUUCAACAGCCGGCUUUUUCCCAGAGAUGGAAAGGUUCAUUUUAAUCAUAACCCACCGGUGCUCUGUCAUUUAGACAUAGCCCCCCGAAACAUUAUCUGGUUAGAUGAUGGUCGUGUCUGUCUACUGGACUGGGCAUCAGCAGGAUUUUAUCCGAAACUGUUGGAAUUUGCCAGUCUAUUCUUUCAGAAAUCCCAUUUUAAACAGAUGCUUCUGAAAGCAGUCGGUUUCGACUAUGAUCGUGAUAAACUAGAACAGCAGAGGAUCUGCCAGGCAUUGUAUAACAAUGAAAGGUACUCCUUUCGUUCGCGGGAUAUUCGAGAAGGAUCUUCAGACAAUGAAACAGCUGGUUGCAUCUUUCCUCUUCCAUUCGUUCCGGAGCCGCAAAAACUUCCGACCUAA
Molecule: messenger RNA, 1998 nt
Organism: Penicillium robsamsonii
Lineage: Eukaryota; Fungi; Ascomycota; Eurotiomycetes; Eurotiales; Aspergillaceae
Exons: 8
Coding region: 1-1998 (665 amino acids)
Biological process (GO): arachidonate metabolic process
Cellular component (GO): membrane
Source: RefSeq, a predicted model, not a curated record